Messenger RNA from Cercopithifilaria johnstoni, 474 nucleotides. The record is from the annotation of a GenBank genome assembly. Lineage: Eukaryota; Metazoa; Nematoda; Chromadorea; Rhabditida; Onchocercidae.
AUGUGGUUUGGUCCACCAUUUCCAUUUCCAUCAUUCCCUCCAUUUUGCUUCCCAACGAAGAUACUAAUGCCAGCGUCAGCACCAAUAGCACCAACACCAGCAUCGGCAGCAUCAGCACCACCAUCACCAGGAGCAUCAGUACCGCAAACAUCAGCAUCACCAACAGCAUCAGCAUCUCAAGCACCACAAUCGGUAAUACCACCAUACCAAGCCAAAAAUUGGUGGUGUCCAUCUAUUUAUCAACAACCUCCUCGUGUUCCACAAUAUCCUCCGUUUCCGCAACAUUUUCCAUUUCUAUAUUUUCCUUAUCCUCAAUAUUCGCAUUACCCACAAGAUGCUCAGCCAUUACCGCAAUAUCUUCAACAACCUAAUGAUAGUGCAGGAAUGGUAGGGUCGUCUUUAUAUGGAAUGUUUGGAGAAGAUUCUGAUCUACGCUUUAAUGGAUACGAUCAAUUUCAAAUGAAUUUCAAAUAA